ACAAUAAUCUUAUUGUUAGCAAGAAAUUGAUAUUAAAUAUGCUUACGGAAUAUGCUAUGUAGAAAUUUAAGAUAUUUUCAUUUUAUAGCUCUUUCUCUUUCUUUCAUUUUACUUAAUGUUAGAAAGUAAAAUGCUUCUCUUACUGAUAUUGAAAGGAAACAAAGAAACAGAAAUACGAGAUUGAAUACACGUUGAUGUAAUAAUGAUUACCGCUUUAAGUUUUUAAAUGUUGAAUGAAUUAUUGAUCUUCUCCAGCAACUAAUAUUAGAGUCUAUAGACAAUACGAGGAAGAAUAAAACCUUAUAUUCGAAAAAUUAUCUUACCUUUCCUCAAUUGAUACUUCAUAUUUUAAUAGAAAAGGUAUAUAUUAAGGUAUAUAUUAAGUUAAUUCACUAGAAUACAUAUUUUCUCCAGUUAUAUCGAAGAUAACUGAUAACAUAUCGACUUUAGAUUUCGCAAGUUUGAACUCAUCGCGUAUUUUAUAAAAGACAUUACACUCUGUGAAAGAAGAAUUAAUAUAUAGAAGCUUGUCAUAGAAAAUCUCGCUAGUUUCUGUAUUCAACUCUGAUAAUUCACUACUAAGGUUUUAAACUGUUUAUUAUAAGUUAAUAUAAUAUCAGUAAUAAUUCUUGACAAGUAAUAAUAGUUUUAGAGUGUUUUUACGCAGUUUAAUAUAAUCAUACAGAAAAGUAUGGUCAUGUGUGUGCGAAAAAGAGUAACACUAAAACAAGUAAUUUCUAUCGUAAAAUUGAGUGUAUUGUUUAUAUGGUUUUGGCCGUUACCACAAAGUUCAAGUAAAUGGAAAGUGUUGUCUAUGAAACUGUAUCAAUAUAGUUCUAUAUUGUUCGCUAUAACUGUAAUGGCACCGAUGCUAUAUUCUGUUAUGAACAAUUUAGAUGAUUCUAAUCAUAUCAUAAAAUCAUUAUUCGCCUUGUUUCCUUGCUGUCAUGUUAUUUGGAACAUCCUAUGCCAUAUCGUUAUUUAUCAACAGUUACAAUUUGUUACUUUUGAAAUGGAGAGAUUUUGUGCACUAAUUAAAUCUCACGAAGAAGCAUGCAUUCAACGAGAAUAUGUUGACAAAUGUGCUCACUUCUAUGGUUUUUGUAUCGUUGUGUUCUAUAUGAGUCUUUUUGCCCUCAUCUUGGGGCCUGUGGUACUAGACCAACCAUUUCCAGUAACCGCAGAGUUUCCAUUCGACGCAUCUCGUCAACCGCUAAGGAUUAUUACAUAUUUACACCAAGUUGUGGUGGGAUUGCAAAUAGCCGCGCAUUUGUGUGUAAAUGCUUAUAUGGCGCUUCUACUUUGGGUAACAUCAGCGAGAUUUAGAUUGUUGACUGAAGAGAUACGAGCAGCUACAAAUAUCUAUGAUUUUAUUAAAUGCAUCAAAAAACAUCAACAAUUACUUCAAUACACAGGAAAAGUAGUUUUUACAGUUCGUCCUUUUGCACUGGGAACUAUAAUGUCUAGUACAAUAUCAGUAAUAAUAUUUGGUCUUCUUUUGAUUACAAGGGGACCGGUAGUACUGAAAAUACAAUGUCUCUUUUUGGCGAGCUGUGCAUUAUUAGAAGUAUUUAUGUAUGCAUGGCCAGCGGAACAUUUAAUUCAAAUAAGUAGUGAUAUCGCACAGACAACAUUUGAAAUGAAAUGGUAUGAAUCAGAACAUUUUCGGAAAAAUUUACAGAUGAUUAUAAUAAGAAGCCAAAAACCAAUACGUAUUGUAUUACCAUGCGGUUUCUCCUCGUUAUCUUUCCGUUAUUAUGCUUCGUAUCUCUCGACUAUAUUCUCCUACUUUACUACAAUGCGGAUAAUGUUCGAAAAACAGAAAGAUGGAGUAUAAACAGUAUAAUGCAUUCUGAUAAUGUUUUAUUUAUAAAAUAUUAUUUUUAUCGCACGUAUAUCAGUAAAUUAUUAUCACAGAUCAAAUUUUUAACACUUGUCAAAAUCAAGUCUGAUGAUUAUUAAAAUCUUACAUGGCUCCCCA
Molecule: messenger RNA, 1981 nt
Organism: Ooceraea biroi (clonal raider ant)
Lineage: Eukaryota; Metazoa; Arthropoda; Insecta; Hymenoptera; Formicidae
Product: odorant receptor 13a
Biological process (GO): detection of chemical stimulus involved in sensory perception of smell; sensory perception of smell
Cellular component (GO): plasma membrane
Molecular function (GO): odorant binding; olfactory receptor activity
Source: RefSeq, a predicted model, not a curated record